AGGGGGUAUAGCGAUCGGCGGGACAACCCAGUGUCGAUCGAUCCUUACUGCCCACACUUCUGCCCCUCACAAGCGCACUUGAUUGGACGAUUUUCCGACACCCGUAUGAUGGCAUAAGACGCUUCAGACUGCCAGCAUUCCUCAACAACCAGAUCUCAUUUGGACCUAGAAGCUGAACAGAUCUGCAACGCAUACCUAGAUAAAGACAUACCGAUAGAGUUUUGAAGACGCUACAACAAUCCUAUAUCAUCAUGAUGUCAUCCUAAAUAUCUAUUUACCUUCUCACUUGUACAUUCAUCUGGUCAACAAAGGUGUGAAUGCACCCCUGUGGGGGCCGCAGGCCUCAAGUGCUCCAUGAUGACCAGAAGAAUCUGUCCAGUUCCAUUCUUGGUUUUACUGGUCUUACAAGGAGCUAUAUUGGUCUGUGGGAAAGCAAACUUCAGACAAAUCGAAAAGAAAAUUUUAGACAGUAUUAUCGGACCUGGAAGAUAUGACAGUAGGAUACGUCCUCACGGUAUCAACAAUACAGAUGGUCCUGCCUUGGUAAGAGUCAAUAUUUACAUCAGAAGUAUUAGUGAGAUUGAUGAUGUCAGAAUGGAAUACAGUGUACAACUUACAUUUCGUGAACAGUGGCGGGACGAGAGAUUGCAGUUUGAUGAUAUGGGGGGUCAAGUACGGUACUUGACCCUCACAGAUCCAGACCGAAUCUGGAAACCGGAUUUGUUCUUCUCAAAUGAGAAAGAAGGCCACUUUCACAAUAUUAUUAUGCCCAACGUCCUCUUACGUAUAUACCCAAAUGGAGAUGUCUUGUACAGUAUUCGAAUAUCAUUAGUUCUCUCCUGCCCCAUGGACCUAAAGUUUUACCCCUUGGACAAACAAACAUGUUCAAUUGUUAUGGCUAGCUACGGUUACACAACCGAAGAUUUAGUUUUUCUUUGGAAAGAAGGCGAUCCUGUUCAAGUGACAAAGAAUCUUCAUCUUCCACGUUUUACUUUGGAAAGAUUCUUCACCGAUUAUUGCACUAGUCGAACAAAUACCGGAGAAUACAGUUGUUUGAAAGUGGACUUGCUCUUCAAACGGGAGUUCAGCUACUAUCUAAUUCAAAUUUACAUACCAUGUUGUAUGUUAGUCAUCGUUUCCUGGGUGUCCUUCUGGCUGGACCAGAAUGCUGUUCCCGCACGUGUCUCUCUUGGAGUGACCACAUUGCUGACCAUGGCGACUCAAACGUCAGGUAUUAAUGCAUCUCUACCACCCGUCUCCUACACCAAAGCCAUUGAUGUGUGGACUGGAGUAUGCCUCACUUUUGUAUUUGGCGCUCUAUUAGAGUUUGCGCUUGUCAAUUAUGCCUCGCGCAGUGAUGCUCAUAAAAAGAGUGCCAAAGAACAACAGAAAAAGCAGUGGGAAUUAGAACACGCAGCUCUGGAAGCCGACCAUCUGGAGGAUGGAGCGACAACAUUCGCUAUGAAGCCCUUGGUGCACCAUCACGGUGAUCUGCACGCCGAGAAGAUGCGCCAGUGCGAAGUACACAUGAAAAGCCCCAAGGUGAAUCUAUGCCGCCGGUGGAUGAACAGGUUUCCAUCACGUUCAAAGCGCAUUGAUGUCAUUUCGCGAAUUUUCUUUCCUCUCAUGUUUGCACUCUUCAAUCUGGUCUACUGGACCACCUACCUUUUCAGAGAGGAUAAAGAAGAAUAAAAAGAAAACAAAUCAAACAAAAUGGAAUUCAUAGUCACUAAACCUUGAAUUCACGUGAAAAACCCAUUCUCUCCAAACCCUUUAUUAAUCAUCUGUUACUCAUCAAUUACAAAUACAUUCAUAAUCGCUUGCAUGUAUAUACUUAUGUAUCAGUAUUCUAUGAUUUCAUCGAAAUUUUACAAACCCGAUAAAUACUUUUACGAAACAAGUUUAUUUCAUGAUUAUUUUCGAAAGUAAUAAUAAAAGGUAAUUUAUAACGAAAGAAUCCAUUACCCAGUAUUUUCAUACGUAAAUUUUACAGUAAUAUACAGUGGGUUUUUCACGAGAAAAAUCAAGUAACUAACAUUCCUAUAUAAAAGGAAAAGAGACAAAACUGAAUGCUUGACAAUUAUAAACCUAUUUAACAGAAGGAUCUGAAAAGACUAUAAUACGAAGAUUGUACUUCAGAAUUGCUCAGAAAGGGUAUUUGUAAUGGAUAUAACAAUUGGUUCUCAGAAAGUCAUUAGGAUAGGUUGAUAAUCAUUCAUAAAACAGUUUAAAGUUUGUGAACGGAACCUAUAGUGCGCAGUUUUGAACUAAUCCCCUUCAAAUAUGGUGUUCCAUUUUUAAAGCCAAAUUUACAAUCAUGCUUCCAAACAAUAACAAAAAAAUGUAUGGAACACAUUGCUUUUAUGUACAUAACUGCUUUAUAAAUUUCUAUUUAUAAAUAUAGUGUAUCUCAAAAGGACACUACGGUUUUAAAAUAAAAUAUCACUAAAAGAUGAAAGAUGUAUUAGUUAAAUUAAUAAUGAAGAUGAUAAUUAACCUUUAAAAUCCUUCAUACCUCGACACUAGUAUCUCUUUUAAUAAGGUUUCUAUUGCAUUUUCAUCAGUCUUAAAAGAACUCCGGUGCAUCACCGUCAGAGUUUCAAAGGAUAAUUAUCCUUCACACCUUCACCUAUUUGAAAGCAGUACCACUUAAUCAAACGCUGGCAAUAUACGUUGUAGCAUUACCGAUUCUUAAAUGAUAACGUUGUUCUCCUCAAGCUGGAAAAAAGUCACUAAUCAUUAAAUUAAAGUAGGAAACUUUUCUCAUUUUAAGCAAUGAUAUGAGGAAAACAAAUAUCAACAUUUAAAGUCAAGACUCUUGCUCAGAAAUAUUGAAUGAGUACGUGUUUGUUUCAUAAAUCAGCUUUCUAAAGUCAUAUAGUAUUGUCUAAAUUUUUAAAAAAUUAUACUGGAUAUUCAAUGCAUAUUUCCUAACAUUUCUCAAUGCAACUAUAGCGUACAUUGCCAUCUAUCGGUUACAUUUAAUACUAAUAUUAUGAAUAUGAUGUGUCAGACUUUAGUGACACAUUUUAUACUUACUUGAGUCUAAUAUUUUUCAUCUCAUCGUUAUAGGCCAUAGAAGAAACGAGCCAGAAGCAAGAAGAGCAUUCAAAUCGACUUUCCAUACAUUUGGGUCUGCAUGCGCACACCACCUCUGCGCAUGCAAAUACAAACGUAUAGGAAUUUGCCUCCUGUAUGUCUCUUGCUUCCUGCUCGCUCCUUCAGCGAGCGUUCAACCUUAGAGUUAUUUUCUUUUAAAACUUGGGUGUCACUUCCGUAACACACAGUGAUUUAAGAUCCAGACAAUUUGAUCUAAUUUCUCAAAGACAGGCAAUUUUUUUUUGUUUUUCUGUCUUUAUAUGUCUCGUUAUUUAAAACUGCAUACAAAAGUGUCCGUUCACGACAUAAAAACUGUGCCACAAGACUGAAAAUUACAUU
Parasteatoda tepidariorum (common house spider) is the source of this 3438-nucleotide messenger RNA. It is a transcript of the gene GluClalpha, whose product is annotated as glycine receptor alpha 1. Gene Ontology annotation, biological process: monoatomic ion transmembrane transport. The record is from RefSeq and is a predicted model, not a curated record. Gene Ontology annotation, cellular component: membrane. Gene Ontology annotation, molecular function: extracellular ligand-gated monoatomic ion channel activity; transmembrane signaling receptor activity. NCBI's taxonomy places the organism in Eukaryota, Metazoa, Arthropoda, Arachnida, Araneae, Theridiidae.